AUGGCUGCGAACACUCGUUACGAGCCCGCGCCCCAGCGAGACUCCUUCGAGGAUGAUCAUUACACCCAAGCGCCCCCAUCUUACCAAGCUACAGCGACUGAGCCGGCGCCACGAUCCGAAGAUGACAACUUGCCAGACGACUUCAAGUUCGGAGGUACAGUAGCAGAGGGGACGAUCGACAUUCGGAUGCAGUUCGUUCGGAAGGUCUAUGCGAUCUUAACUGCCCAGAUUCUCCUCACGACCAUCCUCAGCUCCAUCUCCUUUUUCAAUGCAUCAUACCGCACCUGGAUUCAGGGAAACUUCUGGCUUAUGAUCAUCUCCAUCUUUGGUGCCCUUGGCUUCAUGCUUGCAACCUACUGGAAGCGCAAGUCUUACCCGUCCAACUUGCUUUUCCUUUCCGGCUUCACGUUGAUGGAGGCGUACUCUAUCAGCGUGGUCACGUCGUUCUACGAGUCGCGAAUUGUUGUGCAAGCGCUUGUCUUGACCCUGGGCAUCUUUGUCGCACUCACUCUUUUCGCUUGCCAGACCAAGUAUGACUUCACUAGCUGGAUGCCAUACCUCUUCGGUGCUCUCUGGUUCAUGAUCCUUUUCGGGGUUGUGGCCAUGUUUAUGCCGUUUGGAAGCACUGCCGAGUUGAUUUAUGGUGGUCUCGGUGCCCUGAUCUUCUCGGGCUAUAUCCUGGUGGAUACUCAGCUGGUCAUGCGCCACUACCACGUGGAGGAGGAGAUCGCUGCUGCCAUCGCGCUGUACCUGGAUAUUCUGAACCUGUUCCUGUCGAUUCUUCGCAUCCUGAACAGCCAGAAUAACAACUAG
Messenger RNA from Penicillium diatomitis, 813 nucleotides. Its product is annotated as Bax inhibitor-1 family protein. The record is from RefSeq and is a predicted model, not a curated record. Lineage: Eukaryota; Fungi; Ascomycota; Eurotiomycetes; Eurotiales; Aspergillaceae. The transcript is spliced from 3 exons. Bases 1 to 813 code for a protein of 270 amino acids. Gene Ontology annotation, cellular component: membrane.